AGUCAGUGAGUAGUAUUGCGAGUUGGCUCACGUUUUUACAAUAUAUCAGACUGCAGCUUGCUGGUGUGCUUGCUUGUUCAAAUAUUAACGUUACGCGUUUAGCUUUAACGCUUGCCAACAGCGACGAUGGCUGAAACUCGAGUCAUUCCCAGCGGAAAGGUUUACCGACAGAUUUUUGACGCCCAGGUUCAACUGUCCAGAACUUUACAUGACACUCGGAGGAGACGUGCAGCUAAUGAGGGGUCCCUACACAUAGACAACGCCCCUACCACCCGUGACACAGACACAAUUCAGAGGAUCAGGGAUCAGCUGUCUUCAGGUGCGAGGCCCCUUCAGGAAUACGAGGAACAGAGUAUGGAAGAAGAAGUUCGUGGUCUGCCAGAUACUGUUUUGCCGGAGAAGCUGGGCUCUGACAUCAUUGAGCGGCUUGCUGAGAGGAAAGAGUGGAGUCAUGAAGAAACGAUCACCCAGCUGCACCAGGACCUUGCUGCACUCAGCUUUGAGUGUGAGUCUUUCCUGAGAAACACAGCAGGUGAAUUCCUGUGCAGACUGUUUGAGUCCAUUGAGAACGAGGACAGGCUGAUGCAGAGGAUAGACAGUGACACUGAACUGAACACACUCACUUUUCAGGAUCUGCAGGAGCUCUGGAACUCUGUGAAGCAGGGGUUAGAGAUCAGAAGGAAACAGAUCCAGGAACUGGACACAGAGCUGACCCAAUGCGAAUCGGAGAGAAUGGCCAUGAUUGCUGUGUUACUGAGAACGUGCACUUCGUCCCUGGUGACAGUUGGACACAUGGCAGCAUAUGACAUUCACAGGUUGACUGACAGUGAAGCCAUGAUGAUAAACCAGGCAUCCCUGGCCAACCAACGUGCUCUAGCCAGACUCUGUCUGAACCUGAAAGAGAAGGACCUGCUGGGAACAUUAUCUCACAGGCUGCGCUGGGAGGACAGGCUACAGCACUGGAAGACCGUCAAGAUCCACACCUCAGUAAAUAGAUUCAGGGAUUUUAUGAGCAGUCCAGAGAUCCAGAACCCCAAGGAGGUGCUGUCCACACUUGACACCUUGCAAAUGGAACAGAAGUCACUGAGCAAGAGGCGCGUUGGGAUCCUGCAGUCGCUCAGUUCCAUGGUGCCCCCCAUGUGCUCCAAGGCAUUGGCUGCUGAGUGGUACUCCUCUCUCUCUUCUGUCAACAAGCAGAUAGAUUCCCUUCACAUUCAUUUGAUGAGUAAACUGCGUUUUUACUAUGAGCAAACCUAUCAGGGCUGCUUGGAGGAGAUUGACAAAUUUAAGGAAGAAGUAGUUGGAUAUGGGCUCCCUUCAGAGGAGAUCCAGGACAUUGUCAAUAGUGAGCUCCUGCCACUGAUUGGACAAUGCCAGAGCCAAUCAGAGGAGCGGCUAGAAGCCAUGGAUAGAUCAUUUGAGUCUUUGGCUAAGAGUGGUGGAGUGCGGAGUAAAGGUCUGUUUAGGUUUAUCCGAGGAUCAGCACAUAUGUGGGAGGUGCACAGUGCCAGGCUGGAGAAGCAAGAGCAGCAGCUACAGGAACAGCUGGAAGAGCUGCGCCAUACCCAGGAGCACUCCCUGCAGAAGAAAGAAGCUGAACUGGAUAUAAUGCUCGACAGGCUCAGGCAGGAGAGCUCAAAAGAUGCCCUCCGAAUCUCAAUGGACAAAGCUCUCCGCUUCCUGGAUGAAAUCAAGAACAGAUAUAUUACCUCCCACAUGGAAGAGGUGGAUAUUGUGGGGAGAUACCCUGCCACGGUGCUGAAGGAGAUGCAGACCUACAGCAAGGCAGUCAGUCGAUUCUUCAAAGUCACAGAAAUAUAUUGUCAGGGCACUGAAGAACUCCGCAGUCAAUACCCUUUUAUUAACUUUGAUGUGAUCAGGAAUUCCGUUGCGGAGAGGAGAGCACAGGGCCAUGGAGUCGAGGACCUGAGAAGUUCAAUCGCUGAUCUGGACAUUACCAAGGAUAACACUGACUUCCCUGAAGAGCUUUAUGAUGAUCUAAAUGAGACCUUCACAACCUCCAGAGGAAAUUUAUACAAUGCACAAAGUUUUAGGGUGCAGUGGGAGGCGGAUAGAGAACAGAUGCUGAACAUCUCUGAGGUGGAACUGGUAGAAUUCCCAAAAGGUUUUCUGGCUGAACUUCAGAGAGAUUUCCGUGUGGCAUUCUUCAUUCACUUAGAGGACUGGUAUCAGACGGCACUAUUCAAUGCUCUGAACAUUGUGGCAGCAAAGAGGGAGGAGCUGAAAUCUGGGCUGGAUCUACAACUGCAGCUGCAGCAGUCUCGGGCCAAGAGGAUUGAAGAGGACAUUCACAAUGUCCGUGCAGAGGAACUGAUACUGCAUAGCGACCAAGUGGACAGAUACUGCAAGGGCGUGCAGGAUCACUUGAGUGAGAUUCGAACCCACGUCCAUGAUCUGAAGCUCCGUCAGCAGGAGCAGACCGAAGACUUCCAGACACAGAUUCACGCACUUCUGAAUGUCUUUACCUCUGCCACCAAGUCUGAAAAGUUGGCCAGUCUGUGCAGCUCGCUGCAGGCCCGCCUGGAGAAGCACAUGACUGUGGUCCGGAAAUCACAGAGGAGCUUCAGGCAGGAGGCCGAGACAACAUUGGAAAGUUUAAGGGAAGCCAACGCCCAGUUCAUCAAAUCCCUCCAGUUGUUUUCAGAUGGGGGGAACUACACUCCUCAGGAGAUUGAGGUGUUCCAAAAGCGUCUGGAGAAGGUGGCCAAGCGCAUAGACUCCACAGACGAGGCUAUCACAUUAGAGAUGGAAGGCACGGAGUCCAGGUGUUUGGAGCAGGCUAAAGAAGUGAUCAGUAUGUUUGAGGAGAAGUUCCAGUUUUUGACUCUGGAAUUGAAGUUCCUGGAGAAAAUUCAGAGAAUACUCACCAACACGCAAGUCCAGAUUAAGACAGAGGUUGCAAAGAGCAACAUGCAGAAAAAGAAUCUGGACAGCAUGCUGAUGCAGUUAGAGAGCAUGAUGAAGGCAUGUGCUAUACCUGACCCUGAGGAAAAGAAUGUUGGAUUGGAUGACGUGAGCUCUCUUGCCAGCUCAGUCAUGGAGGAGCUGAAAAAAAGGUGCCAGUGUCUGGAGUGCUCUUGGGACCCCUCAGUGUCGGUCCCGAGGCCAGAUUCCCCCUUACAGGGCGCCUUUGCAGUGGCGGCUCGCCCCAAAUCCCGGCGGCAGGAGAAGCCAAGCAGCCCUGCCGCUGACAGCCUCCUCCAGCCCAGCCGCAUGGGUGUGCCCAUCACCGAUGAUGCCACCAUGGGCGUGGUCCGGGGUCUGCUGAGAAUCAGCAAACCAAAGGCCAGAGAGAAUGUACGCACUGAGUCAUCUGAUAAAGGCCUCGCACCAACAGGAGGCAGAUUGGCCUCGGCAGUGUCAGCAGGGCGCCGAGUGCGAGCAGGAGGUACACCUGGUACAUCAGCAUGUGACAGGCAGCACAGGAAGUCUGCAGAGUCUAUCAGUCCCCAGAGUGUUCAAAGAUUGUCAAAGGUCACUCGCUUCGACAAGAGAUUCCAGGUGUUUGGGACAAAUCCAGACGAACGUUGCCUCAUGGGUUUUAAUGGCUUGAUCAGUAACAUUUUACGGAAGGCCAAUGAUCUUCUGCUUUCAGUGGCUGAGGAGUUCUACAAGAAGAAGGAUCGUCGACCAGUCACACGACCACAUCAUCUACAGGAGACAUUUGAGCAGUGUGCCGAGGAGAUAAACAAGAGACUUCUGACCUAUCAGAGCCAAACAAGGGAGUAUCACAACAGCUGCCUGCAAGACUUUAAGGUGCAGCUGAGCCGCUCUGAGGAGCAUCUGUCCCAGGUGCCCAAGCUGUUGCUCUCAUAUCUUGGGGAACAGCACCUGGACCAGCUCAGCCGAGACACUGUCCUGAUCUGCCAGAGCCUGGAGCUCAUCCAGCACGAGAGCGAGGACAGAAAGAGGGAGCACAGCAAGCUUCUACGUGUGCGCCUGGGACACCCUGCCCAGGAGGAGGAGCUGAAGAGCCUGUGUGUGGCUGAGGAGAACAGACAGAUCGAGCUGGACAGCACCAUCCACAGGUUCAAGCUUGAAGUGCAGGCAUGUGUGAGGAAACACGGGGAGGAGUUUGUUACCACGGUGGCCUCAGCAUCUGAAAACCUCCUCUUCCAGAUGGACAAUCUCCUGACCGUUGAUGAGGUUAUGGCUGGACAACCUGGGAAGAAGGAAACCCUCACUAUGCUGAUUCGUCAGAAAGAAUCUGGAGUUUUAUUGGAGGAAAAAGAGCCCCAGAUUCAGAGAGGAAACAGGACCUGGCCAGGGUUGUGUUACUUCGAGACUGAGGGCAACAAGACUGGGGGAAAGACCUGCAGAGAAACCGCUUCAGUGACGUCAGUCAAAACCACGCUGGCUCACCUGGCCACAUAUGAAGCACGGGACGCCGUGUACCAGGUAGUCCAAGGAUGGGCAGUUCAACUGUCCAGGCUCUCAGCAGGGGCUUUAAUCCCCCCUUUCUAA
This is a messenger RNA of Conger conger (European conger), 4485 nucleotides long. RefSeq names its product coiled-coil domain containing 180 (gene ccdc180). The coding region runs from base 127 to 4485 and encodes 1452 amino acids. The record is from RefSeq and is a predicted model, not a curated record. The transcript has 36 exons. NCBI's taxonomy places the organism in Eukaryota, Metazoa, Chordata, Actinopteri, Anguilliformes, Congridae.